CUGCAGCUGCAGCAGCAGCAUCAUCAUCAUCAGCAGCAGCAUCCUCAGCAUCAUCUGCCGAGGAUGCGAGAGUCAUGGGCACCCGGAGCAGCCCCGCCAAGGCGUUUGACUACCUGCUCAAGGUUUUGCUUGUUGGCGACAGCGACGUGGGCAAGGGCGAGAUCCUCGCAAGCUUGGCCGGCCCCGGGGAGCAGGCGGGGCAGCAGAGGGGGGCAGCAACCGGGCAGCAGCAUAGCCGCCCCCCACGGCAGCUGCUGCAGCAACAACAACAACAGCAGCAGCAACAGCAGCAGCAGCAGCCGCCAGAACACGGGCCAGACUACAGCAGUGGCGUGGGAGUGGAUUGCAAAACGACGACCAUUCUUCUCGACGGGCGGCGCGUCAAGCUGCAGCUUUGGGACACAUCGGGACAGGGCAGGUUCUGCACGAUAUUCCGGUCCUAUUCCAGGGGAGCUCAGGGUAUUCUGCUCGUGUACGAUAUAACGAGCCGCUGGUCCUUCGACGGAAUUGACAGGUGGAUCAAGGAGAUCGAGGAGCACGCGCCGGGUGUGCCCAAGGUACUGGUCGGCAACCGGCUGCACCUGGCGUUCAAGCGGCAGGUGACGGCGGAGCAAGCGCAGGCGUACGCCGAGCGGAACGGCAUGGCGUUCUUCGAGGUCAGCCCCCUGUGCAACUUCAACGUGACCGAGUCGCUCACGGAGCUGUCGCGGGUGGUGCUCAUGCGGCACGGCAUGGACCGCCUCUUCUGGCCCAACAGCGUGCUGAGUUUGCAGGACUUGUGCUGCCGUGCCAUCGUCUCCUGCACGCCCAUCCACCUGGUGGACAAGCUGCCCAUCCCCGUGACGCUUCGGAGCAGCCUCAAGUCGUUCUCCAAGGCCAACGGCAUGAACGCGGUCAUCAUGCACGGACGCUCGUACGCCGCCACGGCCACGCUCAGGAGGGCGGGCGCCGGCAAGCCCACCAAGCCCACUGCCAGCCCACCCACGCCCAGCUGUACCCGCAGCAAUUGCAAGAUCUCUUAAGCCAUUUGCCGCCCCCUCCAACCCCCACCAACCCCCACCCCCACCCCACAUUCAACAAUGGGGCAUUUAUUUACGUAUUUAUUUCACUUCGGCCAAAAGCGAAAAGGGCUUCCGGUGUUGUCAUUCGUUUUAGCAGAACGUGACACACGUAAUUAUACUGGAGCUCUUCAAUUCCUUGGGAUAGAUCUGGAUCGCUGAAAAAGCCCCCCCCCCGCCCCCAUGUGAACGGGAGGUGAUUGUGCAGGGCUUAGUGAUGCCACCGGCAUCAUCGGCCACUUCACGCUGGGCGUGGCUUGCAGGGGGGCUUCCUGCCUUCGGAAGGCGGGACUAAUUUAAAAGGGUCCAAGUAAUGGACCGCAAUAUAAUUAGUCGAUGUUAAGUUUUAGUUGAUUAAUCGACCAUUUGUUCCAGCCUUAUAAAGGUAUUGAAGGAUGAGAAUUUAAACUCUCAAGCAAAUCUUCGGAUUUUUUUAGUUUUGACGUUUUGAGAUAAAAACGCGAUGCCUUUCAGUGGUCUUGUAUCAGAGCAAUUUAAAACGCCGCAUGCCGCUCUGGUACAAGGGGCGUUCUUGGCCUGCUGCGUUGCUGGGCAUUCACCCAUUCUUCUACACUGCAUGUGUUACUCCCAUGUGGUUGCUAUCGUAAAAUUUUCAUACAAUAUAUAUGCAGCAUAGACGACUUGUAGUAGCCCUUCACACCAGGAUACCUGGGGCCAGCCUCUUGCAAUAACUCAGCUACUUGCUAAAAAUAACACCUCCGCAACUUUUCUAAGUUAUAUAUAUUUAAAAAACAUUUGCAUGGACAUGUUCUUCGACCAACGUUCACUGCAAUGCCGACGUGAACUACAAUCACGCAUUUUCUGAUACUUUUUAAACAACAUAUUAUGAAAGUCACGCUGCCGUCGAUUAGAUGCCCACAAACGGCUAACACUAUACCACGAGUCAGCUGUAGUCAUUUUUAAGAAUUUAAGAUUUGAAACAUUGUUUUCACGUUGCUACUUAACGAAAAGCCAUAUAUAAUACAGUAUAAUAAAAAACACAAGAUUU
Messenger RNA from Lethenteron reissneri (Far Eastern brook lamprey), 2067 nucleotides. RefSeq names its product ras-related protein Rab-40C-like. The record is from RefSeq and is a predicted model, not a curated record. NCBI's taxonomy places the organism in Eukaryota, Metazoa, Chordata, Hyperoartia, Petromyzontiformes, Petromyzontidae. Gene Ontology annotation, biological process: intracellular signal transduction. Gene Ontology annotation, molecular function: GTP binding; GTPase activity.